This is a messenger RNA of Cygnus olor (mute swan), 11266 nucleotides long. It is a transcript of the gene PLXNB1, whose product is annotated as plexin B1. Gene Ontology annotation, biological process: regulation of cell migration; regulation of GTPase activity; semaphorin-plexin signaling pathway involved in axon guidance. The coding region runs from base 836 to 7447 and encodes 2203 amino acids. The record is from RefSeq and is a predicted model, not a curated record. Gene Ontology annotation, cellular component: semaphorin receptor complex. The transcript is spliced from 38 exons. Lineage: Eukaryota; Metazoa; Chordata; Aves; Anseriformes; Anatidae. Gene Ontology annotation, molecular function: protein binding; semaphorin receptor activity.
UAAGACUGGCUUAUUUUUGUUCUGUAUUUGUGCAGGAUCUGUUACAUGAGGAUCCUAAAUGCUAAAGUAACUGCUCUUCUUAAAGGCAAAACUACUGUGCAUGUCAGGAGCAGGAUGGGCAUUGCUCUGAAAGCAAAGUUCGGUGUUUUUGCUCCGAUAAAAUGUUUUGGCAAGCACAUCCCUGGUCAGAGGAAUGCCUAGGUCAGGGCCAGAACCAUGGCCAUCUUCCGCCCCCGAGCUGGAUUGGCUUUUGUCAGCCAGAUGCCUUCUGAUCUCCACCUUCUCCCUCUGUCCCUCUUCUGACAGUAGCCAUGUGCUCAGCAGGGGCUCUGCAGCCCUGUUUGCUUUAGCUGGGGAGAUGUUUGCCUUUCCUGCAGAACCCCAGCUGCCGGGGAAACCUGGGGCGGCUGUGUUGAUUUAUUAGGGCACAGUGUGCCUCAGGAAUGCCUCUGCUAAGGAGCUGGGAGUGAUGGAAGGGAUCCUGCCCGGAGCGGCGUGAAGCCUUCUCGUUUCUCUUUACACAGACGCGAAGCAGGAAUUCCCCAAAGCAAGCUUGAGGCACACUCCUCAAUAAGAGAAAUGAAGGUGUCUCAGCGUUCCCAAGAGCCCAGAUGGUAAGCAAAAUGCGCCGGGAGUCAGCACUGGGACACCCACGGACUGCUGCAGCCUGCUGGGCCCCUCCGUGUUCCUGAUCGUCUGUUUGUGCUGCCAGCGUAAUGCCCGGCAGCCUCUUGGUGCUGCUGCGGGAUGAAUGCACCUGAUGAACGGUACCGCCUGUGAUUAGUGGACAAGGGGGUUCACCAGGCACGUGGGCUACUGGAAAGAAGCGUUUACCAUGCCUCUGGGAACGUUCUUCCUUCCUGUUCUCUGUUUCCUGGGAGCGGCAAUCCCGAGGGGACUGCAGUACGUCACGUUCUCGCGCAAUGCUACGAAAUUCCUCCACCUGUCCAUGGAUUUGGAGUCUGGCACCAUUUACCUGGGGGCUACCAACUUUCUCUUCCAGCUGACAUCUGACCUGCUGAUGAAGAACGUGGUUCAAACCGGGCCGGUUCUGGACAGUAAAGAUUGCCUCCCCCCAGUCUCGAGGCUGGAGUGCCCUCAGGCACACCACACCGACAAUCACAACAAGCUGCUGCUGGUGAACGCGGUGCAGAAGGAGCUCAUCGUGUGCGGCAGCGUGCACCAGGGAAUCUGUGAGAAGAGGAGCCUCGCGUCCAUCGACCACGUCCUCUUCCGACCGGAGAGCCCUGGCGACACUCAGUACGUUGCUGCCAACGACCCCAAUAUCACCACCGUGGGACUCGUGGCCUACUCGAAGGAUGAGGUCCCCUUGCUCUUUGUGGGACGAGGGUACACGAGCCGAGGAGUCGGAGGGGGGAUUCCUCCCAUCACUACCCGAAACCUCAGGGCCCACGGUGGGGAUAUCCAAGCAACAGACUCUCACUCCAUUUUCUCCUAUGAAGAAACAGCUAAACUGGCCGUGGGCCGGCUCUCCGAGUACAACCACCAUUUCAUUAAAUCCUUCACGUAUCGUUCCAGCGUCUAUUUCCUCUUCUACCGCCGGGACCUCAAGUCUCAGUCGCGCGAGUACAAGACCUACAUCUCGCGGAUCUGCCUGGAUGACUCCCAUUAUUACUCCUAUGUGGAGCUACCCCUGCUGUGCCAGAGCAAAGCCAAUACCUACAGCCUCCUGCAAGCAGCCUACGUCACCCGGCCGGGGAAGGACCUGGCCCAGGGGCAGCUGGACACUGACGGAGAAGUGCUGUUUGCAGCCUUCUCUGCCUGGCAGGCUUCUUCUGGCAAACUGAGCGAGGAGUCUGCGCUCUGCAUCUAUGCGAUGGAGGAGGUGGAUCGCCUGACCAACUGGACUAGGGAUGUGUGCUACAUGAGGGACGGGAAGUCAGAAGAAGGCACAGAAGUGGCAUACAUUGAAUACGAUGUCAGUUCCAACUGCGUCCAGCUGCCAGCGGACACCCUGUAUGCAUACCCCUGUGGCUCUGACCACACUCCCAGCCCCAUGGCCAGCCGGGUACCCUUGGAAGCAGCCCCCCUCCUGGAGAAAACAGAUGCCCGACUGACAGCUGUGGCGGUGAAUGUGGAAGAUGGCCACACCAUCGUAUUUCUGGGAGACAGCAGAGGGAGACUGCACAAGGUGUACUUAGGAGCAAUGGGAGAUGCACAUAUAUACGCUUCUUUACCUAUCCAAUUAAACAGCGUGGUGAGUGGAGACCUGCUGUUCGACCAGCUGCAGGAGAACCUCUUCGUCAUGACCCAGUCAAUGGUGGUAAAGGUUCCCAUACUGGAGUGUUCUCUCUACUUGGACUGCGAAUCCUGUCUGGCACUGAAAGAUCCUUACUGUGGCUGGUGUGUCCUUCAGGGACGGUGCAGCCGUCGCUCUGAGUGCUUGCGGUCCAGGCUGAGUGAGCAGUGGCUCUGGAGCUUUAACUCUACACAGCAGUGUCUCUUUGUCCAGUCACUAACUCCAGCCAAUAUCAGCAGAGAGGAAAAGAGAAAUAUAUUUCUGGCUAUCUCGGACUUACCUUCUCUACAUGAGGAAGAAUUCUACUCGUGUUACUUUGAAGAUUAUGAAAGCCCAGCAGUUCUGACAGAGUCAGGAAUCAUGUGUCCUUCGCCAGAUCCCAGCCAAGCACCAACCUUGCCAGCAGGAGCAGAUCAUGUCACCAUAAAGCUCGUAGUGCGUUUCCAUGACAUCUUCAUUGCUUCUGUGGACUUCUCUUUCUAUGACUGUGCUGCAGUGGCCCUGCUAUGGAAAUCAGCACCGUGCCAGAAAUGUGUGAGCAGUCCCUGGGGAUGUAACUGGUGCAUCCAGCAGCACCUCUGCACCCACAAGGCAGCCUGCGAGGAAGGAAUCAUUAUCUACAAUGAAAGGGCCCAGCUGCCAACUUCAAGCGUGUUUCCUUCUUCAGCAGCUCCCCUCACCAAAUCCUCUACCAUAGCCCCUGUGGUGGCCACAAAACCUAUCACUCCCCCUGUGCGUGUGGUACUGAGCACUGCGUCCCCCACAGAGCCCAACCACGUCACGCCCUCUGCAGCCUCGGAUUCAAUGACUGAGCCUACAGAAACCUUCAGCUACAUGUCCUCAACUCUUUCAACCGAAGCAGUGUCUCUCCAGGCUGUCACAGAAGCCCCCCUGCCACCACCAGCAGACAAACCUGCUGUCACUCUGCCAGACACAACUUCUCCUGCUGCCCCUGUCCUCACCAGUCCGUCCAAAAACGGGGAUCACGCAGCCCUGCCCACUGUAGGGCCAGCCACUGCCCAGGAGCCGUGGCACAGCGACCCACCCACCACUGCAGUAGCUACUCCUCUGCUCACAACUGCACCAGCAGUAACACCUUCCCCUCACAUCACCAGCUUCAGGUGGCCUCCAAAUUCUCUUCCUACCACCGAAGCCCUGACAUCUGCCAUCCCAUCUCCCCAGCCCCCCAGCGAGGUGCCAGGGGAGACUGCCGUCUCUGAUGACUCUCCUGGUUUGCUGGGAACCGAAAUUCCUGCUUCAGAGCUCCCGCCAUCAGCUCCCCCAGACUGGCUGCUGGGGGAAGACACGGAGCUCCAGGACACGGAGGACUGGAUGGAUUUGCUGCAGGCUGAGAAUGACACGUCUCCCUUCUCUGCUUCCACUCUUCUGUCGGGUGAUGGCGAUUCUUCAGAGAGGGAUGUCCCUGACUUACCCAGGAUCCUCCACCCUGACCUUGACUAUCAGUAUGAUGCCCCUGGGUUUUGGGAGGAGAAUGAAGAGUUUAGCUGGGGUCCUGGUGCGUGUCCCUGUGUGCAGGGAAUCCAGGGAUCUUCGCUGUUUCCAGUCAAUGUGGCAAGGAAGAUAACCCUGCUAGGAAAGAACUUCCACCUCUACCAGGACCAGCAGUGGGACUAUGAGUGUGUCCUGAAUUUGGAGGGGAGGACAAUGGUGAUGGAUGCUUAUGUGGAAGGGGAAGAAACAAACCAGUCCCUGUGUUAUAUCACCUGCCAGCUGAACCAGUACAGCUAUGCAGCACCUCAACUCGAAUUCAACGCUGUGGUGUUUGUGCAGAGGCGACAACACCUUCGAGUGGACAGUGCUGCAGAUCUCCACGUGACUUUUUACAACUGCUCCGUGGGACACACCGAUUGUAGCCGCUGCCAAACAGCUGACUCGAAGUACAACUGUGUGUGGUGUGGAGGCAGCAACCCCAGCUGCAUCUUCAGGGGCUCCUGCAAGGAAGAGAUAGAAGACCUGUGUCCAGCACCGCUCAUUCACUCUGUGUACCCCCUGUCUGGACCAGUGGAAGGUGGCACUAGAAUCACCAUCACUGGCUCAAACCUCGGGCAGAAACAUCAAGACAUUGCAGAAACUGUCACUGUUGCAGGAAUUCCUUGUGCCGUAGAUGCUCAAGAGUAUGAGAUCUCUAGCAGUAUCGUGUGUGUCACUGGCGGGAGCUGGACGGAGAGAUUUGGGCACGUGGUGGUGGAAGUGCCUGGAGGAGGACGUGGAGUUUCCGGGCAUAUUUUCACCUAUCAGAACCCGGAGCUGAAAUCCAUUGUUCCGACUCAGGGCCCCAAAGCAGGAGGAACCUGCCUUACCCUUCUGGGCUCAAAGCUGCUGACUGGACAUCCUAGUGAGAUCAGCGUCCUGCUUGGAGACCUCCCUUGCCGCAUCCUCUCUGAGAUGACAGAGGAUCAGUUGGCAUGUCAGACGAGUCCCAGCAAUGUGUCUGCAGAGCUACCAGUCACUAUCAAGUAUGGGGACCAGGAGCGGAGGCUGGAAGGAUCCCUCUUUAGAUAUACUCUGGAUCCCAACAUCACUUUUGCAGAGCCACCUAAAAGCUUUCUCAGCGGAGGGAGAGUGCUCAGAGUUCACGGAUACAACUUGGAUGUUGUACAGAGACCGAAGAUUCGAGUUACAGUCUCUCCAUCUGAACGCCGGCGUCGAGGAGUGGGGCGAUGGCGCAGAAUAAUCCCAGAUACCGAGUGCCCUGAGGGUUCUCUGUGCAGCAUCCAGCAGUUUGAAGAACCGUGUCUUGUUAACUCCUCCUACCUGAUCCUGUGCAAAACUCCAGCCAUUAACCUGCUACUGCGGAGUGUCCACGUCAAACUGGAAUUUAUUCUGGAUAAUUUGAGCUUUGAUUUCAACUCCUUGCAUCCCAUGCCCUUUUCUUAUGAAGUCAACCCCAUCCUCAAGCCACUGAAUGCUGAAGACCCCGCCAAGCCGUAUCGUCACAAGCCAGGAAGCGUCAUCUCUGUGGAGGGGGAAAAUCUAGAUCUGGCCAUCUCCAAGGAUGAAGUUAUGGCCAUGAUUGGGGAAGGAAUCUGCGUGGUGAAGACACUAACAAGGAAUCAUCUCUACUGUGAGCCUCCUUCUGAGCAGCCAGCUCCGCGGCACCGCACAAAGCGGGAGGGCACUGACUUGCUCCCAGAGUUCACGGUACAAAUGGGAAACCUGAACUUCCUCCUGGGCCGAGUACAGUAUGACACAGAAAGCCAGCUCACCUUCCCACUGGAGGCACAGAUCGGUUUGGGUGUUGGUGCGUCCUUUGUGGCACUUGUCGUUCUGGUCAUUGUUUUCAUAUACAGGAGGAAGAGCAAACAGGCUCUGAGGGAUUACAAGAAAGUUCAAAUCCAGCUGGAAAAUCUAGAAACAAGUGUUCGGGACAGAUGCAAAAAGGAAUUCACAGACCUGAUGACUGAGAUGAUGGACCUCACAAGCGACCUCGUGGGCACAGGCAUCCCCUUCUUGGACUACAAGUCCUAUGCGGAGCGCAUUUUCUUCCCGGGCCACCGUGAGUCACCGUUGCAAAGGGACCUGGACAUCCCCGAGUGCCGACGGCAAACGGUGGAGCAGGGCUUGGUCCAGCUCUCCAACCUGCUCAACAGCAAGCUCUUCCUCACCAAGUUCAUCCACACUCUGGAAAUCCAGCGUACUUUCUCUCCGAGAGACCGGGCCUAUGUGGCAUCAUUGCUCACCGUGUCUCUGCAUGGGAAGCUGGAGUACUUCACUGACAUCCUCAAAACACUCCUGAAUGACCUUGUGGAGCAGUAUGUGGCCAAGAACCCCAAGCUGAUGCUGCGGAGGACAGAAACAGUGGUAGAGAAGCUGUUAACCAACUGGAUGUCCAUCUGCCUGUAUGCAUUUGUGAGGGACUCUGUUGGGGAGCCACUUUACAUGCUGUUUCGAGGAAUCAAACACCAGGUGGACAAGGGACCCGUUGACUGGGUGACAGGGAAAGCCAAAUAUACCCUGAAUGACAACCGGCUUCUGAGAGAGGACCUGGAGUACCGGACUUUGACUUUAAACGCUUUGACACAAGCAGGAGUUGCUGCAGGAGGGGCAGAGGACUCCCAAGGGAUUUCUGCAAAAGUGCUAGACUGUGACACUAUAACACAGGUGAAGGAGAAAAUCCUAGACCAGAUCUAUAAAGGGACACCGUACUGUCACCGACCAGACCCAGACACCCUGGACCUUGAGUGGAGGUCAGGGCUGGCAGGUCAUCUGAUUCUGUCUGAUGAGGAUGUGACAUCUGUUGUUCAAGGAACUUGGAAACGCCUGAACACUCUUCAGCAUUACAAGGUGCCUGAUGGAGCAACAGUAGCACUGGUCCCUCGCCUGACCAAGCACAUCCAUAGAGAGAAUCAGGAUUACAUCCCAGGAGAGAAAACACCGAUGCUGGAGGAUGCAGAUGAAGGUGGGAUAAAACUUUGGCACCUGGUAAAACCAACAGAAGAGCCAGAGCUUCCCAAGCAUCGCCGUGGGAGCUUAAGAGAUCGGGAGCGAGCCAAGGCAAUCCCAGAGAUCUAUCUGACACGUCUGCUCUCUAUGAAGGGCACCCUGCAGAAGUUUGUGGAUGACUUGUUCCAGGUGAUCCUCAGUACCAACCGCCCCGUCCCUCUGGCAGUCAAAUAUUUCUUUGACCUGUUGGAUGAGCAGGCAUUACACUACGGGAUUGCAGAUCCUGAGACCAUCCAUAUCUGGAAGACAAACAGCCUGCCCCUGCGGUUCUGGAUUAACAUCAUCAAGAAUCCCCAGUUUGUUUUUGAUGUGCAGACGUCAGAUAACGUAGAUGCUGUGCUUCUGGUCAUUGCACAGACCUUCAUGGACUCCUGUACGAUUGCUGACCAUAAGCUAGGACGGGACUCUCCAAUCAAUAAGCUGCUCUAUGCCCGGGACAUUCCUCGCUACAAGCAAAUGGUGGAAAGGUAUUAUGCGGACAUUCGUCAGACCAUCUCUGCCAGUGACCAGGAGAUGAACUCUGCCCUGGCUGAGCUAUCACGGAAUUACUCAGGUGACCUCAAUUCCCUGGUGGCUCUGCAUGAAUUGUACAAAUACAUCAAUAAGUACUAUGACCAGAUCAUCACAGCCUUGGAAGAAGACCCAACAGCACAGAAGAUGCAGCUCGGAUAUAGGCUACAACAGAUUGCAGCAGCUGUGGAGAAUAAGGUCACGGAUUUGUGACAGGCGCAGACAGACUGCUCUCCCCUGGCUGAACAGGGCCAUGCUCAUCCUGGCUAUGUGCAGGGUGUCCUGCUGCCAUUGGAACCAGACUCUCCAAGGAACCAGCGGGUGACACGAAUGGGGAUGGCCAAGGCAGUACGAAGUACAAGCGUCCUUGCAUCUCAGAGAAUAUUUUUUUACGUUUUUUUUUUUUCUUUUUACGACAAAACAAACGAACUUCAGUUUUCCUCUGACGGAGUCUCAGGGGACCACACGGCUCCUUCCUACAGACGUUCCGUGAAUGUGCCAAGCUUCCGAACGGCGCUGCUGAAGAGCCAGGUAGCAGCACCAAGCACCGUGUCUGCCGAGUCCUGGCCUUGCACGGGUGCCCUUGCCAGUGCCGGGGGAGGCUCCCUGGCUGCGGCCGCUCGUUUUACUGGGGAUACGGGAAGCUUUCCCCUGGCUGACAGGAACACUGACCUCUGUCCCUGUAUGGGUUAGCGAGCGUUCCUGCAGUACCCCACCUGAGAAACUUCCUUGCAGCAGUGUUCCCACUGGUUCUGGACAUUGGGUGUGGAAAGGAGAGGGCCUGAUGGCGACGGCCUCCUGCUACCCAGUGUGUGACGCGUGCCGGGAUGUAACGUGCUCACCAGCGGGCACGCUCGCCCAGGAGCCCCCUGUAAAUGGACACCACCCCCUCGCCCUUUCCCUCAGGACAAAUUUAGCACGUGAGGAGCCGGCUGCCCGGCUCGCCUUGGUCUCCACUGACCCAGCUCUGGAUCCGUCUUUCCUGGUUCCUUGUGGUCGGGGUCGCCCUGCUCUUCUGAAAAGCACAACAAAUGCCUUGUGCCACUUCCCCUUCCUCUGUUGUCUGGCUGUUCUGCUGCUCUGAACUGGACUUGUAAAUACCCUCAGAAAGAUAAUGUAUUUAAAUGCUAAAGGAGAAUGUUUAAUUUUGUGGCUUUGAGACAAAGCUGUUCUCGGAGAAGCAUCUCUGUGCACUUCUACUGACAAACGUCUGUCAGCACUGGAGCGAAGUUUUCUCCACUGCUUUGUCUGCAGGGAUAACUCGUAGAUGUCUGCAUUGUCGUAACAGCAGCUUGCUUUUCCUCGCAGCUCACUUUGAGGCGUAGCUGUGUGUUCUUCUCUUAGGCUCGCCUUACACCUCAGUUUCACCUCCCGAACUCUCCAGUGGUGGCACACAGAAGAGUUAUCUGGGGAGCUGUGAACUCAAGGAAGCCGAGAAGCGCAACCGUGUUGUUCCCGAAGGGCGUUGGGUGCCCUGCAAACAGGAGUGAUGCCUGCAAGCAAGGAGAGGCCGGAGCAGUGCGCACAGUCAGUCACCAGCCGUCCGGGCAGCCCCUCUGCUCCCUCCUGGAGAGCACUCGGGGCGGUUCUCACCUUGUGGACAGAGCACUCUGCCCUUCUGUGAGUGAAUUACUGUCUGAAAGGUUACCCUACUUCUUCUUGUCCCCUGCUGAGCCCAGGCUGAUGUCCUGCGUGCCUGGGGCAGACCAGCAGGUCUCACUCCUGUCACUCCCCUUAGACAGUGAUCGUGCGGGCCAGGAGGGAGCAGAGCUAGAACAGGGCACGAUCACAUCCCUACCUCUCUACGUUGCGUAUCGCAGCAGUUCCAGGCCUGUUGGAUCAGUCCUACGGCUCUAUGUGAGCACUGCGCAGUUGUGAGAUUUCCUCUGAGCAAUAUAACAAGCACGCGUUGGCCUGUCUUCCUACAGACUCCCCUGCCACAAAGCCAGCUCCCUGCUGUGACCGUCUCAGCAGCAUUCCCAGGUACUCUGUGUGCCCAGAGUGCAGCCGCCGUCCCUGUGCCACCAUCCUGCUGCGCUGGGUGGCCACUGCUGGGCAGGAAGGGGAGGCUGGAGUUUGCCUGCGUCUCUUCCCCCAGGAGGGCACCGGUUUGGGUCUGUCUCCUGCCUGACCACCCUAUUCCAUGGAACUUGUGUCUCAACUAAAUCUGAUGAAAUUAGCCCAAAAAAAGCUGGGUGGAGGAAAGGACUGGCAGAUAGGAAAAGGCAGAUACAAUGCACGUUCAUAAAGCCCGUUCACUUAGGAACCACGAGAGGCAAUCGCCAGGUUCAGGUCGAUGAAGGAAUGACAUGACAGGCAGUGGCAGUGUAGCGUUGUCCCACUUUGGUGCUGACAGUGGACUUGCCGCUCUGGGCAGCGAGGCUGGGUUUGUGGCCUCCAACUCGCUGAGCAUCUGCCAGGAGCCACAGGCAUCUGCUGGACCUAAGGCUCUGCAGGCUGCUCGUGUCUGCUCCUAUUUUUGCAGGAUUUUCUCUCUGCUUUUCCAGAACAGGGCGGCACAGGGCUUGGUUCUGGGUCUGCCUCACAUCAGCAAAGGGAGGGGGACUCGGCCUCUCCUGGGGUCAGUGCCAGGCAUCCAACUCUCUUCUGCUCCCCUCAGGCAGCUCUCUGGGUCCUGCAGCGUCUUCUGCGCAGGUCAGGGUAAAACCACGCUGAGAGGGCAGCCUCUGCCCACAGAGAGCUUUUGAGGGAGUCGAGCUCCACACCCUCUUUACUUCUCAGUAGCGCUCCCAGAUGUCAGAGAUGAUUUACUUUGUCUGUGAAAAUCUGCUUUCAUCAGAGCAAUAAUCAGGACUUGCAAACAGAGCUAAACACGGGUGAUGUGUUCAACAUCUCGAGCUCGUCCUUGCAUGGCCGGGCAAGAGGCAGCGCCCGGUGCAGGUGUGGUGAGGGCAGGGGGCUGGUGCCCACCUCUCCCCAUCGCGGUGCCCUCAGCGUCCUCCGUCCCCCCGGCCCCUCGCAGGGUGCUCAGGCACGGCUCCCCCUUCUCUCCGUCCAUUCUCCCCUCCUGUGGCAAAAUCCAUUCCUACAGCAGGGUUCUGUUGCAUUGAGAUUUGCACAAAACAGCUUUUUAUUGUAAAACUCCCUACUGCGGGGAAGAGUUAUUUAUUUAUUUCUCACAAUCCUUCCAAGUUUCUCCCAGUCUCCACCUGGUCCCACGAGCGGCCAGCCAGCCACCCCCGCCAGAAGGAGCGAGUGCUGCGAGGGAAGUCAGCGCUCCCUUCGCAGUCUCAGAAAGGUGAUCUUGAAUGUUUUGUACUGCGGUCAGAGAAAUAAACUUGCUUUUUCCGUGGUCUGGAUGAGAGGCUGAGAGCUGAUCAGUAUUACGACAAGUAUCCGUUAGUGCGUCGAAUGUCUCCCGCUGGUGCAGCUGAGGGCCGCGGGCACGCACACCGCAGAGAUGUGAGAGCGCUGCUUUCGUCUGCUCAGUGGCACGUUUAGGCUGUACCUGGGAGCUUUUUUAUAGCGAAACGAUGGCUACUUUCUUUUUACUGAAAAUAAAAGGGUUCUUGGAUCCCGCUGCUUUGGUGGAAUGCCAUUUCUUUUUCAGGGUGUGCCCCAGUCGCAGCGAGAUGCUGCUUUUUUGGUGCCUUUCUUGUCAGGAUGAUCGUUUUGGUUUCCUGAACACCCGGUUUGCUCUCAUAGUUCUUCUCCUGGUCCUUUGUCCUGGUGACUUUGCCCUCUCCCAGCCGUGUGACGUGGAGUCUGUCUCUGUUACGGUAUGGCCUGACCUGCAUUUAUACCCUGCCACACUUUGAGUUCUGCUCAGAGCACCCGAGGUACUGUCUUUCUCAAAUUGGAAUUAAUAAUUAAUAUAAAAAGCUUGAAAAAAAUCUGAAUUUUGUUACAUAGUGUAAUAACUGUUUGUAGAUACUGUUCUGAGAUGUAGGAAUCUAUGGGUGAUAUAAAAGGUUUUGUCUGUAAAUAAUCAGUUUAGAGUCCAAAUGAUUUUAAUAAAGAGAAUUCUUACACAAUAAUUCAAUAAAUUUUAAUAUACAACCUGCGUGUCCC